AUGCAACUCGUCCACCUCACAACCGCCCUCCUCCUGGCCACCUCCGCCUACGCCCAGGACAACAACAACAACGCAGUCGACUCGCUCGUCUCCGCAGCCCAGAACAUCGCCUCGGACGGCCAAAACGUCGCCUCCAACGUCGUCGCCGACGCGACCUCCAUCGCCUCCGCCUUCCAAACCGGCGGCGCAGCGGCCGUCUCCUCCCUCACCUCGGAAGCCGGCUCCGCCGCCUCAAACGUCCAGUCCUGGGCUACCUCCGUCGCAUCGGACGCCGAGUCCCGCGCCUCCGACGCAGCGAGCAAGGCCUCCUCCGCCUGGAGCGACUACCUGACCACCCUGACCGGCACGAACGGGACCCCCACGGCUACCGAGACCCGCUCCGCGAGUGAGACCGGCAGCACCAGCAGCACCAGCAGCAGCAGCACCACUGCUACCAUGACCAUGACUACGACUUCGACGUCGGGGUCGAUGACGACCACCAUGACGAGCACGAGCACCAGUACCGGGGUGGCGGGAUCGUCGUCCACGUCUCAGGGGGCGGGUGCGCAGGCGACGCCUUUCCUUGGCGCCGGGAUUGCUGGUGUGGCCGGUGUGCUUGGUGUUAUGGCUGCCCUGUAG
This is a messenger RNA of Aspergillus thermomutatus, 618 nucleotides long. Its product is annotated as putative GPI anchored protein. The record is from RefSeq and is a predicted model, not a curated record. The transcript has a single exon. NCBI's taxonomy places the organism in Eukaryota, Fungi, Ascomycota, Eurotiomycetes, Eurotiales, Aspergillaceae. The coding region runs from base 1 to 618 and encodes 205 amino acids.